Messenger RNA from Biomphalaria glabrata, 8132 nucleotides. Its product is annotated as proteasome activator complex subunit 4-like. Bases 925 to 5835 code for a protein of 1636 amino acids. Gene Ontology annotation, molecular function: peptidase activator activity; proteasome binding. The transcript has 43 exons. Gene Ontology annotation, biological process: proteasomal ubiquitin-independent protein catabolic process. Lineage: Eukaryota; Metazoa; Mollusca; Gastropoda; Planorbidae. Gene Ontology annotation, cellular component: cytosol; nucleus. The record is from RefSeq and is a predicted model, not a curated record.
UUCAUUGUUUAUCUUAUCUUAUCUUAUUAAGUUAAGUUCAUUGUUUAUCUUAUCUUAUAAAUAAAGUUAAUAGUUUAUUCUGCCCUAUGCAUAUCUGUGUGGUAAUCUAGUCUUGCAUGUAAAUCAGAGACUUGAACUUUACUUAGUCAUUCCUGGCUGAUUCAUUGUUUAAAUUGAUGUAAUCAAAAUAUUAAUGUUUUUGGCUUACAAUAUAAAAAUAAUUGGAGAAGGUUAUUGUAAAAUAUUUACUUGUGUUUUUAUCUGAAAUGGCUAGUAUUUAAUUUUAUACAGUAAAAACAUUGCUAGCAAAUUAGAGAUACAACUUUCAUUCUAUUUGAUUGACUUAUGCUAGUUAGACCCUACCAUUACAUAUUUCAUAAUACAGCUACAGAUUUUGUUUAAAAUCAAGAGUUAAUUUUAUAGUUAUAGUUGUAUAAUUUCUCUGAAUAUAUAUAUAUAUUAAUUAAACAUGUAGAUUUGAUUAUAAUUAGUGUAUAUUACUGCAAUACAGACAAAACAACUUUUAAAAAAAUUAAGCCAUAUUAAAAUUGUUGAAACCAUUCCUUCUUAUUUCUUUUCCUUUAGCUUUCUGUUGUUUUUUUUGUCUUUUGUUAAAUUUGAUUUAACUACUAUACAUUGUUAUGUUGUUGUUUAUUAAAUUUCUUUGUUCUUUGUUCUUUAUGUUUGAUGGAGACCACUUGUGUGGACUAUUGGCCCAUGAUGCCCUGCUAACACUACUGUACAAAAAACAACCAAACUGAAACUUCAUGACCUUAUCACAAGGUCAUGCUAAGAACAGACAGAGGAAGUGAUGGGAAGACAACAUAAUGAAUGGACAGGCCUGUCAUUAACAGAUCAUGUGUGGUGCCCCAAUAAUUCAACAGACUAAGGGAUAGAUUUUUCCAUGAAGAUGCCACUCGAGAAAUGCUGGAUGAAUGGCGACCAUUGUUGUAUCCGUUAGGUAGUACUCAAAUCACUUAUGGUCUCCGAUGUUUUGAUUAUUUUCUUCCUAUCAGUGUGCCUCCACAUCUACAUCAUAAAGGAUUUAAGUUGUGGCUAGAUGAGUUUCUGCAGUUAUGGUUAUCUAUUCAAAACAUGCCAUCUUGGGAGGCCAACUUAGUCUACCUAUUUUCUGACCUGGCUCAGAAUAACAUUGGCUACAUUGACUGGCUGCCUUAUAUUCCUAUGAUUUUUAAUCGCCUUUUACGAAGUUUUUGCCUUCCAAUUGGAGAGCAAUAUGUAGUAUCUGUUGCUGAUAACCAAACAUAUAACACAACUACUGCUUCAACUUGGAUAGUCAGCAUGAUGGGUGGAAGUGACCAUCAUGUGGUUCAAGAACAUAUCACAAAACUGUUUAAAUCUUUACAUUCUUUCUAUCAUCCGUCUAAUGGUGGACAGUGGACGGAUAAACUAUGUACAUUCCUUAUGAUGCUUCCAGAAAUGGUUGUCAAGCGCUUGAGAAGAGAAAGAUAUUCCAAUGAUAAGGGUUGGUUGACCCCAGUACCAGACUCUCACAAACUGACAGAAAGUCAGGUGACAGUGUUUGUGGAAAGUUUAAAAUCAGCAGUAUUUUUGGCCCUUUUUGGCAAGUCUGGGUGUGGAGCUGAUUUUGCCUGUAAAGCUUUAAACAGCCUGGCUACUCUGAGGCCUGCCCUUGUUUUGCCACCACUACUGGAAAAGAUGUAUCAAGCCAUGGAGACCCUAACAGAACCUCAUCGAGUUUUUACUUGUAUUAUUGCCAUUACAUGGGUUGUCAGGCCCUUGGUCAGUUCAGUAGAGAUUUAUCCAGAAGGACAGUUACAUGUGCUUCCUCUUCUGAAGCUCUCCUUGCCUGGCAUUGAUCCAAAUGACAACAGAAAAACUUUGGCAACUCUACAGAUGAUCACAAAUGUUGUUGUGCUCAUACCAAUUGUAGAUUCAUCAGAUGCUGUCCAUAAAUGUCCUAAUUUGACAGAGCACCAAAGAGAAGUUUGCUCUCUCACAGCACAGUUUGAGGACUUUGUUAUGACUUUUCUUGACAGAAUAUUUAAUUUGAUUAAGAACAGUCGUCAAGAGGUUACUUGUGAAUCUGUGAAAAAUAAGACUGCAGACCAGUUGACCACAGACAUUUGUCUGCACUCAUCUGUCUCUGCUAUUUUACAGCAAUGCUCAUCUUCUAUAUAUACUAGUGCCUUAAGGAGAAUAAACCACUUCAUCACCUCCAAUGUGUUUGAGGUGAAGGUCAGUGGCAAGCUAGCAGCUGUUUUGUGCAGAGCUGCUGUCAGGGCCAAUCCAGUGCUAGGACUCAAGACCUUUGUUCCACAUCUCUGCUCAAGUAUUCUGAGAUUUAUUCAAGAAUAUCCUGGGGUCAAAGACGAAGACAUAUUAGAUAACACUUUAUUGUGGAAUCUUUUAAUUUUAUCACAUGUUGUGAGUUGUGAAGGUUCCAGUCUACUUCCUUACCAAGGAGAACUGUUUGAUGUCAUGAAGCACACACUGCAUUUCAAAAGUGUCCAAUGCUACAACAUUGCUGGGCAAAUGCUUAACUGGACCCUCAAAAGUUUGACACAGAUUUACCCCUUGGAGUUCCACAGCAAUCAUAAAGGCUUUGAAAGACCUGUGGAGGAGGACCUGCCUAUCAAGGACUGGGGUACAGUUAUUGAGAUUGAUGAAAUGAAUGUAGGCUGGCAUCAAGCUUCUGAUGUAGAGCUGGAAUUUGCUCAAUUUUUGAUUGAUGAGUUACUUGUACCACAGCUGCAUUUCUUCCAAAACAUUUCUUCUGACAGUCAAAUAUCAAAAGAAGAAAUAUUAUGUAGAUUGAAUAUUGUUUUGAAAGUGUUAAUUGGUGCUGACAGUCACUUCCCUUCCUUUGAGAGUGAGACAGUCAAACUAACUGAAACUCAAGUUCCUUUACGUUAUUUAAGUUGUAUUCCUCAGCAUGAUAAAAGAGUGCUAACUGCUGAUGGAAAAAAUGUAAGAGCCUUAGUACAUGAUACAAUGCAUGAUUUGUUGAAGUACAUGAAUGUAGCAAGAGAGGAUGAUACCAAAUGUUUGUUCCUUAUCAUUAAUAUCUAUCAAUAUGUAACACAACAUUAUAAAGAUGUUUUGAGAUUCAGCAGGUGGCAAUGUUUUGGUUUUGUGAAAAUAUUAUUUGAGAGUCAGUUGUUACCAGAUGGAAAGUGUAUGCGUGCAUUGCUAAUUGAAGAAGUUCACCAAUUUCAUGAGUUAAAAAUGUUGAACCGCAGUAAUUUUGAGUUAACAUUUAGACAUUUGGAUAUUUUGAAAGAUUUGUUGGAGCUGUCAGUCAGCCGUUACAAGACGGUGAGGAAAGCUGCUCAGAAAAGCCUGUGUCAUGUCUUCAAGUGUUGUCCAUAUUCCUAUGUUCCAUAUGUCCCACUACUAGUCAAGAACUUGAUGGACAAGGACAUAGAACCACAUAGGUUAAAGGGCAGUCUAUAUGCACUUGAAAGAAUGGGAAGCAAAAAAGACUGGUCAGUAAUGUCCAUGUUGUUGCCAGCUUUAUUUCAAGUUGACCAAUCUAAUAAGCCCAGCAUCCUAAAAGUAAUCAAAAAUAUUUUAAACGCUUAUAAAAACAUGGAAACAUUUGCCAUAACUUUUAAAACUUCAGAUGAAGUGAUUGAAUCAGCAACAAAGUUUCUGAGGGAAGGCUCAGUGUCCUGUGGUAAUGACAGUACCAUUUUUGAGGAACUGCAGUCAGGAGUAGAGUUUGAAAAUCACAACAAUGAGCUGGCCAAACAAAGCUUCAUUAAACUGACACAGGAUCUCCUUGAGCUAAUAAAAGAAGGAAAAUUAGCUUGGAAGUUCAGGGAGAUGAGCUUUGAGUUCCUGCAUAUGCUGCUUCAUCAAGACAUAUUACCAUCUCCAAAACUUGUCUCUUUAAUUACUGAUAACUGCAUUAAUAAUCAUCCAAACAUUAGGAAGCUGUCUUGUAGUGCACUGAACACUGUCAUGGAGCUACACAAGAAGAAGGCCAAGAAAAUUUUGGUUAACAUUGAACACACUGCAGGCGUUGGUCCAAUAAAUUACAGCAAACUACUCCCAGGUGACAGACCUGACAAUGCUUGGCUACAAUUUGAUCCAAAGAAGUUUUUAUCCAAUGAAGAAGACUGGAACAGGACUGUAUUUAUAGAGAAAGCACAUUGGGGAUACUAUACCUGGCCCAAAGAACUAUGGACCUUUGCUCCUUAUCAUGAACAGCCAAAGUAUUGUAGAGAAAGGCAUGAGAUCCCAGCGGCUGAACAACCAAUUUAUGAUUGCUUUAUGAAUGAGGAAUAUGUGGAGAAACUGUUCAACUUUCUUGCACUAGAGGAAGAGAAAUCUUUCCUUGCAUCUGUAAUGUAUUUUUCUAAGAGAUUGUUCCACAAUUUUGAAGACAGUUUUUUGCCCCAGUUUCAAGUUCACAUAGAGAAGUUGAUGAAAGAUACCAGUCAUGAUAGACAGGUCUGGAGUCACAGGCGUGUUACUGAAGUUUUGUCAGGCAUCAUCUUAGGAUCAAAACUCUGGCCUUAUUCAAAGGUGGAAAAUCUCUGGCUUUGGAUUACACCAUUACUUGAACAUGCUUUGAACAAUAUCACAGUGGAGACAGACUCAAGCUGGACAUACUUCUUUUUUUAUAUUUGUAAUAACAGAGCUCCUCAAAGACUUCAAUGGCUGUACAGAUUGCUGCUAAAGAAUCCAGUGAAUGGAGAUGGGGGAGCUUUUGGGGAUUCUUCGAGAGUAGACAUGCUUCAUGAAUCCAUUUCUCCACAACACUGGAAGAUACCAGCAUACUUGCAUGAAAUAGUUAACUGUUUACAUCCCUACCUGUCUCACACCUCCGUCAUAGUCAGGAAUAGCAUAGCAUCACUGUUAAGGUCAUGUCAAAGGUAUGAUUACAAAGUGCACAUGGAUAGCCAAACUCUCUCACCUAAACGUACUGACUUUAUUUUGUCAGUUUUGCCUGAACUGGAAAAACUGAGAGAUUAUGUUGCUUCACAUAGUGGAGAUUGCUCUGAGUCAUCCAUUGAACCAGAUGAAAAAAAUGAAAAAGAUUCUGCUGUUAGAUUUUGUAAAACAGUGAUAGAGUGGGUGAGAGAAAUACUAACUGAAUCUUUUAGUCCAUGCCUCAAAGAAAUAUUUCAACUCUUACUUGUAAUCCAGAAAAUCCAAAUAGAAGUCAAUGAUGAAGACCUGAAACAUGAUUUUGAAUUAGGCAUCAAGGAUCUUUCAAAGAUCUUACUUCCUAAGGAAUAUUUCAAUGUUGCCUUGGCUGCUAUUAAAGAGGUGGCAGGUUUAAAGUCUUGGCAUGCCAGAGCUAAUAUACUGAACUACAUGCAGCCAAUGGUGUUUGGUAAUUUCUUCCUGCUCCAAGGAGAUCACUAUAAAAAGACAAUUCAAGCCAUGCUCUUACAAUUACUAAGUGAUGAACAGCUCGAGGUAAGAGAAAAGGCAGCAGUCACUUUGAGUGGAUUUAUUCACUGUAACUAUUUAGAACUGAACAAAGAUAUGCUGGAAUAUUUUGAAAAGCUGAGGAUCCUAAAAGUGACUAUGACCAAUGGCAGUAGUAUAAAACCAGUCCCCCUACAAGGGCUAGUCAAGAAACAUGCUGGUAUACUGGGGCUCAGUGCUUGUGUCCAGGCUUACCCCUAUGAUGUACCUGACUUUAUUCCUCAAGUGCUAGCCAACUUGAGUGUUCAUGUGAAUGAUCCUCAGCCCAUUGGGAUGACUGUAACCAAGACACUGUCCAACUUUCGACGCACCCAUCAUGACAACUGGCAUCAGCACAAGAUGAUGUUCACAAAUGACCAGCUGGAGAUGAUUACUGAUAUACUCAUUUCACACAACAACUAUGCAUGAUUUGUCAUGUAAUGCGUAGGAAGUGUGCUAUUAAUACCAUAUACAAAUGUUGAAACCAAAAAUAUUAGCAGCAUGAGGAUCAGUUUUGUGUUUACAUUUUUAAUUCUAAUUUUGUUAUUAAAUAUCCGAGAUACUGUAUAGUUUCAUUACUUAAUGGAGAUUAGGUCAACCACAAAAAUUUCUAGAUAAUUAUACCAUGUCUUUUAUGAUUAAUUUUAACAUUUGUAAUUUCAAAUUACAUAUUUUAUUGUGUUUUUCCCAAAUUUAUCAUGUUAUUUUUUAGGAGAUUCAUUUAAUUUGAAAGCCUAUUAUUUUUAUAUCGCUCUCUUUUAAAAUUUUUUUAUAUUGUGGUGACUUUUUUUGAUGGCCUUAAUCAGAAAAAAAGAGCUUAAUUGUUCUUCAGGCCAUAGGUUUAUAAAAGAAUCUCUUUAACUAAAUGAAAGGCCAAUUUAAACAUAAUUUUUAAUGGAAUAAAUGAUAGUGGUCAAUGUUGUUUUUUUAUUUGAAUUCUGAGUGAGAUAUAUCUACUAUAUUUUGAACAUGCAUUUUGAUAAACCUUGAUAAUUAAUGUCAAUAUAAAUAUAUUGUACUGGUUAAGAUUGCAAAUAUGUUUGAGUUUACAAAUGGAAUAUUAGAUUGACUUGUUAGCAAUUUGUUACUAGUAUGGUCCAAUAAAAAUUAAAUUCAGAAUAAAAUAAAUGGCAAGAAAAUGAUGGUUAUUCCCUUUUUUUAAACGUUUUAAUAACAUUGUCUUCAACAAAUUCACUCCUAUUGGAAUUAAAUGCUGUGUUUUUGGUGAAGUACUAAUUCAGCAGUUUUGAAGACUUGCGUAUGAUAAGAGUUCUUCCUUAGAUUCACUUGGUUAAAUUCUUAUAUUUCUUUGGUGAAAGUGAAUUAGGAUUUCAUUUUUUAUGUUUAAAAUGAAAGUACCAGUACCACAGUGUAGAAACAUAAAAAUUUAUUGUUUUUAAGGGAUUUUUUUCUGUUUUAAUUUAAGGCAAUCAAAGUAGGCCUAUAUAUUGUUGUAAAAUAGAAUUAUUGUUGAAUUAAAAAUUUGUAGGUAUAAUAAUUUGUAUUGCAAUAUUUUUUACAACAUUAUUUCUCUUUGCAUUAACAUCUGUAUAGACUACCCAUGGACAUUAUUUCUCUUUGCAUUAACAUCUGUAUAGACUACCCAUGGACAUUAUUUCUCUUUGCAUUAACAUCUGUAUAGACUACCCAUGGACAUUAUUUCUCUUUGCAUUAACAUCUGUAUAGACUACCCAUGGACUCACACAGUAAGAUGCAAUUAGAAGUUACCGGUACCAGCAUUUUUUUUUCAUGUCUUGUUCUGAAAUAGAAGAUAAGUUUAGCUUAUCUUUUUUUUUAAACUGAAAACCAGCUGUGUAAAGUUCUUUUUAGAAAAAAAAUAACAAAAAAAAGUGCUGAUACAGAGAAAUGUGUAAGGCCACCCUCGAUAUGUUUCAGUCUAUAGAUUGUUCUAUUUAUUAAAUGUUUCUUUAGUAUUUUUUUAUUACAGUUUUUAAAAUAUUUUUUUAAAAUUUUCUUUUCUUUUAAAGGAGUUGGGUGACUUCUAAAUACUAUUUGGUUAAAACUAUAAAUAGAAGUGAAUGGGUUAAACAUUUUUUGUGUGUUAAAUAUUGUUUUUCUUUAAAUUAAUAUGGUAUUUGAGGUUCAUGAAAUUUCAUUUUAUAGUGAGAGACUAUGGACAUAGCCAGAUGAAUACUCUCAAUAAUAAAGUAUAUGCUUCACAUAGUAAAAGUAAGAAUUGACAAUGCAAACACCAAACUUUUAUGUACCUACUUCUGAAAGACAAAAAACUAGAAUAAAAUAUCCUGACUAAUGGUGUAACAAGUUUUAAAAUGCCUGUUCUAGUCCUGACAAUUUAAAUUCACAUUAACUAUGGUUUAGUGAUGUAGAUAGUUUGAUGGGAUACUUUACUAAUCAGUAAAUUACAUCUAUGUUACUAUUGGGUAAUAUUACAAACAAGUGAGGACAAAAGCAUAGAUUCUUAGUACUAACAAUAUACACAAAUUCAAUGAUGCUGUUCUUUACAAAGCUUAUAUCAACUCGCCCUGUCUGUUAAAAAAAUUUGUAGACAUUAUUUCUCCCAUUUUCUCAAAUCAAGUUUAAACUUUGCAUUAUUAUUCAUUGGUGUAGAAUCAAUAAAAACAUUAACCAAUUAUUUAAUUAAUUAAUGGUAAUUAAUUAUUUUCUUUGAUACCAACAAGAGAAAUUAAUCCUUCAGUUAUCACAGAUUCCCUGAUCAAGUUGAAACUUUAGACAAUUAUUAACUG